This is a messenger RNA of Vombatus ursinus (common wombat), 2332 nucleotides long. RefSeq names its product branched chain keto acid dehydrogenase E1, alpha polypeptide (gene BCKDHA). NCBI's taxonomy places the organism in Eukaryota, Metazoa, Chordata, Mammalia, Diprotodontia, Vombatidae. Gene Ontology annotation, biological process: branched-chain amino acid catabolic process. The record is from RefSeq and is a predicted model, not a curated record. Gene Ontology annotation, molecular function: oxidoreductase activity, acting on the aldehyde or oxo group of donors, disulfide as acceptor.
AUGGUUUCGACUGAUUUCAACCUCCCUCCCCACCUCCUAUGGACAGGUGCAGUCCUGCCUGAGCAGCGGGAGAGGGCGCGUGAGCCACGAUCACAACGCGCUUGCGCGAAUUUGUUUGUAAAGGCUAGACGCCACGCUUUCCCUCAGUCCCGCCCCCGACCUAGGCCGGAGGAAACUAUUAGGUCGCGAGAGAGGAGGCGGGAUCAAAAUGGCCCGAGGUCCUAUCCCAGCCCUGGUGAGGUUAAGGGGCGGGGCGCGCGUGAGGACCCCUGUUCAAGGGGCUGGCCGCGCUUCCGCCUGAAGGCGCAGCCGCCUCAGAGACCUCAGAGCCGAAGGAUAGAGCUGAGGGGGAGUGGCAGACGGGAGCUGUCUCCGGCGGCAGUCCCUGGCGACUUGGGAGGCGGUGCUGGCUCACGUGGGGCCGUAGGCGUGGACAGCUUUUCAGGCGAUGGACUUGCCGGUCCCUGAGAGAAGCUGGGUGGCAGUCGCGGAGCGAGACAGUUAACGGCCAAAAUGGCGGCGGCAGCGGCACGAGCCUGGGCCCUGCGAGGGGGGCUGGCCUUGGCCUGGCGCGGGCCUCGCGGAUUGGCGGGAUCUGCCGCCCGGUGGCAGCAGGAAGAUUUCUCAUCCCUGGAUGAAAAACCCCAGUUCCCUGGUGCCUCUGCCGAGUUCGUGGAUAAGCUAGACUUCAUUAAACCCAAUGUCAUUUCUGGCAUCCCCGUCUACCGGGUGAUGGAUCGCCAGGGACAGAUCAUCAAUGCCAGCGAGGACCCCCAGCUGCCUCAGGAGGUGGUCCUGAAGCUGUACAAAAGCAUGACCCUUCUGAACACCAUGGACCGAAUCCUCUAUGAGUCCCAGAGGCAGGGCCGGAUCUCCUUCUACAUGACCAACUAUGGGGAGGAGGGCACCCACGUGGGCAGUGCAGCCGCCCUGGAUGACACAGACCUGGUGUUUGGGCAGUACCGGGAGGCAGGAGUGCUGAUGUACCGAGGCUACCCGCUGAAUCUGUUCAUGUCCCAGUGCUACGGCAACUCAGGCGACCCCGGCAAGGGGCGCCAGAUGCCCGUCCACUACGGCUGCAAGGAAAGGAACUUUGUCACCAUCUCCUCCCCCCUGGCCACACAGAUCCCUCAGGCGGUCGGAGCAGCCUAUGCAGCAAAGAGGGCCAAUUCCAACCGGGCCGUGAUCUGCUACUUUGGGGAGGGGGCAGCCAGUGAGGGCGAUGCCCAUGCCGGCUUCAACUUUGCUGCCACCUUGGAAUGCCCCAUCAUCUUCUUCUGCCGCAACAAUGGCUACGCCAUCUCCACGCCCACCUCGGAGCAGUAUCGGGGUGAUGGCAUCGCGGCCCGAGGCCCUGGCUACGGCAUCAUGUCCAUCCGAGUGGACGGCAAUGACGUGUUUGCAGUGUACAAUGCCACCAGAGAGGCGCGGCGGCGGGCAGUGGCCGAGAACCAGCCCUUCCUCAUCGAGGCCAUGACCUACAGGAUCGGGCACCACAGCACCAGUGACGACAGCUCGGCCUAUCGCUCUGUGGACGAGGUGAAUUACUGGGACAAACAAGACCACCCCAUCUCUCGGCUGCGUCACUACAUGCUGAGCCGAGGGUGGUGGGACGAGGAACAGGAGAAGGGCUGGCGGAAGCAGUCCAGGAAGAAGGUGAUGGAGGCCUUCGAAGAGGCAGAACGAAAGCUGAAGCCCCCCGUUGGCUUCAUCUUCUCAGACGUGUACCAAGAGAUGCCGGCCCAGCUCCAGAAACAGCAGGAGGCCCUGAGCCGCCACCUGCAGGCCUAUGGCGAGCACUACCCACUGGACCAUUUUGAGCAGUGAGGGAGUGAGCAGGGAGAGGGCCAGGGGCCAGACCCAGCCCUGGGCCGAGGGGUGAGGUGCCAGGGCGUCUGCCCCAGCUGGGCCCCCCUCCCUCCCUCCUGCCAUAAGUAAAGUCCAUCCCAUAGACUUUGAUAGGGGAGGAGGUGCAGGGGGGUCGGAGCUGAGGCCAGCCCAUGUCUGUCUAAAGCUUCCAGACAGACACAAGUCCCCCAACUUGGAAACCCUUCCCUCUUCCCUGGUGGUCAGUGCACCUGGCAAGGUCGGGGCAGGAGGGGGACAGGACAGUGGUCUCCAGCACCUCCUGUCUGUGACAGUGCCUUCUCUCCAGGCCUUUUGGGAAAGCUCAGGCUGCUGGUCCCUCAAGCCCCAGCCGAGAGGCAGACAGGGCUCCUUAGGGAGGGCCAGAAAACAGAUGGAUUUGGAGUAAAGUGUGUCAGGGCUGGGAGGGGUCAGAAAUGGUGCACUUGGGUAGCUGGGGAGUCAAAUAAAGAUUUCUUUGCAUUUG